CCCGCUCCGCUCCGCGCCCCGCACCGCCGCUCCGAGCCCCGCUCCGCGCCCCGCACCGCCGCUCCGCGCCCGCCGCCGUCCACCUCAGCAGAGCUCGCAGAGGAGGGAUCGCCCGGACCUCCGGCGCCCCCCAUCCCGGUCCGGCCCGGGAUGCUGCGCGGUGCUGAGCACUGAGGGGCACCAUGGGGUGCGCGGCGUAGCCCCCCGCCGUGGCCGCCCCGCCGUGGCCGCCCCGCCGUGGCCCCCGCGUGGCGCCGGAGCCCCCCCCCGGUCGGUGCUGAGCGCUCCUUGAUGGAAUUGCGGUGAAUGGAACAGAAGCCCAGCACCCUGGACCUGCUGUCGGAGCCAGAGGACACCCGGUGGCUGGAUGGGAAGCGCAAAAGAAAGAGCAGCCAAUGUUUGGUGAAGAGCAGCAUGUCAGGGUACAUCCCUAGUUACCUGGACAAAGAUGAACAGUGUGUGGUGUGUGGGGACAAGGCCACCGGCUACCACUACCGCUGCAUCACCUGCGAGGGCUGCAAGGGAUUUUUCCGUCGGACCAUCCAGAAGAACUUGCACCCCACCUACUCCUGCAAAUACGAUGGGUGCUGCGUCAUCGACAAGAUCACCCGCAACCAGUGCCAGCUCUGCCGCUUCAAGAAGUGCAUCUCCGUGGGCAUGGCCAUGGACCUGGUGCUGGAUGACUCCAAGCGGGUAGCCAAGCGGAAGCUGAUCGAGGAGAACCGGGAGCGGCGGCGGAAGGAGGAGAUGAUCAAAUCCCUGCAGCACCGCCCCAACCCCAGCGCCGAGGAGUGGGAGCUGAUCCACGUUGUGACAGAAGCCCACCGCAGCACCAAUGCCCAGGGCAGCCACUGGAAGCAGAAGCGGAAAUUCCUGCCUGAGGACAUCGGCCAGUCCCCUAUGGCCUCCAUGCCCGACGGGGACAAAGUCGACCUGGAGGCGUUCAGUGAGUUUACAAAAAUCAUCACCCCGGCCAUCACCCGCGUGGUCGACUUUGCCAAAAAACUGCCCAUGUUUUCAGAGCUGCCUUGCGAGGACCAGAUCAUCCUGCUGAAGGGGUGCUGCAUGGAGAUCAUGUCGCUGCGGGCGGCCGUGCGCUACGACCCCGAGAGCGAGACGCUGACGCUGAGCGGGGAGAUGGCAGUGAAACGUGAGCAGCUCAAGAACGGCGGCCUCGGCGUCGUCUCCGAUGCCAUCUUCGACCUGGGCAAGUCCCUCUCUGCCUUCAACCUGGAUGACACCGAGGUGGCCCUGCUCCAGGCUGUGCUGCUCAUGUCCUCAGACCGGACGGGGCUGAUCUGCGUGGAGAAGAUCGAGAAGUGCCAGGAGACGUAUCUGCUGGCCUUUGAGCACUACAUCAACUACCGCAAACACAACAUUCCCCACUUCUGGCCCAAGCUGCUGAUGAAGGUGACGGAUCUGCGGAUGAUCGGCGCCUGCCACGCCAGCCGCUUCCUGCACAUGAAGGUGGAGUGUCCCACCGAGCUCUUCCCCCCCCUCUUCCUCGAGGUCUUCGAGGACCAGGAGGUGUAGGGCCGACACCCCCCCACCCUGUGCCCCCCCCCAACCCCACUCUGGCCCCCGCCCCAAAUCUUUCUCGUCCCCCUGUAAGGACAAGGGGAUGCUGCGCCCAGGGUGGGGGUCCUGCUGUGCCCCCCAACAGCCACCCCCCCCGCCCCAGGACUUGACGAAUUUUGUUUGUUUGCACAGGGAAGGGCCCCGACAGUCGAGCGUUCCCUUUAUUGUCCUUCUCUUCGUAGAUUAUUAUUUUUUAAGCAUUUAUUUCCCUCCCUGAGAGGCUAAAAUAUUAAACUAACUGCACUUUGGAAGGAGGAGGAGGAGGAGGAAGAGCAGGGAGGAGAGGAGGGGGCUCUGGGCUGCACAGGGAGAGGCUGCCCCGGCUGGGGGGCCGUGGCCAUAUGCACUUUUGGCCGGGCAGCAAUUUGGGGGGCUGGGGUGGGGGCCAGGACUCCCCUCCAUAGCAGGGCAGGGGCUGGGACCCCCAUCCCCCAUAGAGGGGUGAGGGCCAGGACCCCCCCAUAGCAAGGUGGGGGCCAGGACGCCCCCCACCCACAGCAGGGUGGGGGGCAUGGGGGGGGCACAGCGGUGGGGACGGGGACCCCAGCCCGUCGGGGUGCAGGGCUGGUGGGCCCCCCCCAGCCCACUGGGUCUGCCCCGGCUGGGGUGACCCCCCUGUGUCCCCCCCUUAUCCCCACAUUUGGGGCCAGAAUUGGGGUUUUGGGGGUUCUCUUGUCUUUUUUGGGCUGAGAUGAGACAAUUUUGUGCCAAGCGCCGCGGAUGGUGGGCGCUGCAGGACACUGGGGGGGGCCACUCACCCCCAAACCCCCCCAACUUUUCCGUUGUCCUUUUUUUGUUGUUUUUUCCCCUUGUCCUCGUCGGUUUUGUCGUGUCCGUCAGGAGUUGCAAAGGCCCCGGAGGCGCUGGCGGGGGGGCCGUGGGUGCCCCCCCAGGACCCCCCACUGCACUACUGCCCCAGCCCCCCGGCAGCAGCACUUUGGGGGGGCUGCACCCCCCAACCGCCCCCCCAGUGCUCCCGGGGGGACCGGGCUGAGGCGGGGGCUGGCAGGGGGAAUCCCACAGGGGGCUUGAGGGGGGGGGGGGCACAGCUGCAAGGGGGCACCCGGGAAUGGUUUUAUCACCUUUUUACCCCCGCCCCAAAUUUAGGUUUGUGAAUUUUUUCUUACCUCAGGCGGAGGCCGAGGGGGGGUGCGGGCCGGGGGGGGGCCGGCAAGGCAGGCCGGGCCCACCUAAGCUAAUAUAUAUAUAUAUAUAUAUAUAUAAAUAUAUAUAAAAUAUAUAAUUUUUGUAAUUAAAAAAAAAAUCUUUUUACGGGUCGUUUAAAAGCAGAAAAUCCCAACACCAGACACGUCCCCCCACAGGCACAGGGGGCCGGGCUGGGCUCCCCCCACACCCCAGACUCCCCUCAGCCAUGGGGGUCGUGUCGGGGGGCCCCGCCAGACCCCUUGCAGCUGGGUUGGGGGGGCACAGCGGGGCUGUGGCUCCCCGGGGUGCCCUGGGUGGGGGCGCCCCAGCCCCAAGUACCAGCGCCGGAUUUGACCUUGGUGCAAAAUGUCUUAAACCCCCACCCGGGGGCCCGGCUCGGGGGUCCCCGGUUUGGGGGUCCCCGGUUUGGGGGUCCCAGCAGCACUGGCUGCGGGCGGUGCAAUAGGAGCUGAACACUAACGCCCGCACGGGGGGGGCACAGGCUUGGGGGGUUCGCCCCCCACCCCUGGCAGCACCGGUCCCAACACGUGCCUUGGGGCCACGGGCGGGGCCGCGGCACCCCGGUGAUGCCCCCCACGCCCGGUGGUGCCGCGGCCGUGCCGUGUUGGUGCCACGGCCACGCGUGUCGGUGCCGUGACCGCGCGGCGCCGUGGCCACUCGCGCCGGUAUUGCGCCAGCGCCGUGGCCGCGCCACGUCGGUGCCAGAGCAAGGCACGUUGGCGCAACGCCGGCGCCACGGCCACGCGUGUUGGUGCCGUGGCCGUGCCGUGUCAGUGCCAGGGCAACUCCUGUUGGUACAACGACGGCGCGGUGCCGGUGCCGUGGCCGUGUCCCCGCGCUGCCCGUGUGUUCCCACGCGCGCUCCUGUCGCGACACGGCAGCGCCGUCGCGGGACGUGUCUUAAUCAGCCCCCGUGACCCCCCCCCCCCCCGAGCGGCCACACGGGGCCCUGGGGCAGCUGGUCCCGGGGUGGGGGGCUCAGCCCGGCCCCCCCCCCCACCCGCUGCCCCCCGCACGCCCCCCACCCUGUACUUCCCCCCACGCCCCCCCCCCGGGCCGUCCCCGCGUCUCCGUCUCGCGUCGCCAUCGCACGUCCAGCAUCCAGCGUCGGUCCCGGGGGGCCACACCGGUGCCCCCCACCCCUGCGCCACCUCCCCCGGGCCACCCCCGCCCCGCGUCCCCCCGUCCCCGCGCCCCCCGUCCCCCCCCCCAAGCACAUACCUCAUGGCUCCCGGAGCUGCCCCUGCCCGCGGGCAUCGAGCCCGGCCAGUGCCUGGCCCAGCACAGCCCCGGCACGGCCCGGCUCGGCUCGGCGCGCCCCACGCGGGGUCCCCCACUAUGCAGGGUGCCGGGGGGGGGGGGGGGGGGGGCCGCGGCCGGCGUCGCUGAAUGUAGGGGCGCGGGCCGGGGGGGCCGUGGAGCCCCCGUGACAAUCACAGUCUGUGACGUGCGAUUUUAAACCCUUUUGUGUUUUGGUCAGGAUUUUAAAGAAAGAUAUUUUUAUGGUAA
Messenger RNA from Vidua macroura (Pin-tailed whydah), 4254 nucleotides. RefSeq names its product thyroid hormone receptor alpha (gene THRA). NCBI's taxonomy places the organism in Eukaryota, Metazoa, Chordata, Aves, Passeriformes, Viduidae. Gene Ontology annotation, biological process: cell differentiation; retinoic acid receptor signaling pathway; negative regulation of transcription by RNA polymerase II. Gene Ontology annotation, molecular function: zinc ion binding; RNA polymerase II cis-regulatory region sequence-specific DNA binding; nuclear receptor activity. The record is from RefSeq and is a predicted model, not a curated record. The transcript is spliced from 10 exons. Bases 307 to 1533 code for a protein of 408 amino acids.